AUGGCGUCCAGCCCGUCGAACUCCUCGGCGUCCUCCCUCAGCAACCCUUUCGUAGUUCCUGAACCCACGCCACUCGCCGCCGCUGCUGUUCAGCUCGUCAACAUCCGUGCCCAUGUGCCGGUCAUCCUCGAGCACGACGACGCCAACUAUAACACCUGGAGCACCUUCUUCGAGAUGGCGCUCCGUAAGUUUGGUCUGCUUGACCAUGUCGACGGCACCGUCGACGCCCGGCUGCGUCUCCAUGACGCCGACUGGACUCAGAUCGACUACGCCAUCGUCUCCUGGCUAUACACGUCAGUGUCAAAGGGGGUGAUGGACGCUGUCGUUCAUCCUCACCCGACGGCCUUCUCGCUCUGGACGGCCAUCCGCGGCCUCUUCCGCGACAACGCCAUGCAGCGCGCCGUGUACGCCCUGCAGGAGUUCCACAGCCUUUACCAAGGCGAGAUGUCCGUCAACGCCUACUGCACCCGCCUCAAGACUCUCUCCGACACGCUGCACGACGUCGGGCACCCCAUCACCGACCAAGCGCUCGUCAUCAACGCGCUGCGUGGCCUGAACUCCAAGUUCAGCCAUGCCAUUGGCGUCCUCACCUCCAAGCUUCCGCCGCCUACCUUCCUGUACACUCGCUCCUAUUUGAUGCAGGAAGAGACACGGAUGGAGCACACAGCCAAGAUGGAGGCCACCACUGCGCUGCUGGCUACGGGUUCCUCUUCGGCGACCUCGACCGGCUCCGCCACCAAGCCGCAGUCCCCUGCACCACCGACAUUCUCUCUGUCCAAGGCCAACAACAAGAAGAAGCGCAAGCAGUCCUCGACCGGCUCCACCAUCAAGUCGACGACGCCUACCCUGGCGCCCGGGGCCGGCGCACAUGCGACACCGUGGGGCACUGCCUACAACCCUUGGACGGGCGUCGUCUAG
This is a messenger RNA of Phragmites australis (common reed), 918 nucleotides long. RefSeq lists its product as uncharacterized. Bases 1 to 918 code for a protein of 305 amino acids. The transcript has a single exon. NCBI's taxonomy places the organism in Eukaryota, Viridiplantae, Streptophyta, Magnoliopsida, Poales, Poaceae. The record is from RefSeq and is a predicted model, not a curated record.